Molecule: messenger RNA, 2796 nt
Organism: Heterostelium album PN500
Lineage: Eukaryota; Evosea; Eumycetozoa; Acytosteliales; Acytosteliaceae
Exons: 4
Coding region: 1-2796 (931 amino acids)
Cellular component (GO): nucleus; ribonucleoprotein complex; cytoplasm
Molecular function (GO): mRNA binding
Source: RefSeq, a predicted model, not a curated record
AUGUCGAUGAACAACAGUAACUCUUUUUCACAGAAUCGUGGUGGUGGUGAUCUUCGAGACUCUCGAGACAAUGGAUCUCGAGGAGAUAUGGGUAGUCGUGAUAUGGGUAAUCGUGAUAUGGGUGGUCGAGACAUGGGAGGUAGAGAUAUGGGAAGUCGAGAGCCAUCAAACAAACUCUAUAUUCGCUUGGAAGGUGUGCCUUCAUUCACUGACAAAGAUCUCUAUGAACUCUUUAUCAAAUAUGGCAAAAUUACAAAUCAUGCUUGGAAGAUUGGUUUUGGAUUUGUUGAAUAUCAAAGUGUUAAUCAAGCAUUGGAUGCAAUCAGCCAACUUCAAUCUACUAUGGUAAUGGGCAAAAAGAUAUUCAUUGACUUUUCGAGUUCAAAGCGAGAGCGUCAUCCAAUGUCCACUAUCAUCACUCCGAAAGCACCUCGUGUCUACAUCAACUACGACAAUGAAUCUACUCAUCCCAAUGAUUUGAAAGCACUGUUCUCCAGUGUCGGUGAAAUCAUCCACAAUCACUUUGUCGACAAGAAGGGCUAUGGAUUCGUCGAGUAUGCCACCGUUGAAGAAGCCGAACGUGCCAUCAGCCAAUAUCAUGGUUACGAAAUUCACAAUCGUAAACUACUUGUAAAUUAUGCAACAAUGCCAGGUACUAAACCAAGAUCAAGAUCAAGAUCUCCUCGUUCAAUAAAGAGGACAAGAUAUCAUAGUCCAAGAGGUGGUAGAAGUAUGAGUAGAAGUAGAAGUCCUGGUGGAACAAGUAACAACAACAACAUGAGUGGCUCCUCUUUGAACCAAUCUUUUAAUUCAAACAACAAUAGCUUUGAUAGCAAUUCCAACAACAAUAGCAACAACAACUACAAUAAUGGUAAUUUCACCAAUCAAAAGUCCUACAAUAUGAGAAGUGGCGGAAGUAGAAGUAGAAGUCCUGUCAGGGGUAGAUCCAGAAGUAGAUCAAACUCUCCAGAUUCCAAAAAUAGAAUGAACAGCAACAACAACUACAACAAUAAUACCAACAACGGUGGUAAUAACAGUGGUGGAAUGAGAGGUCGUUCACCAAUCAGAAGAAACUAUUCGCCAUCCAAAGAUAACUAUAACUCUUUCAUUGGUAAUUCAAAUUACAAUUCUCGUAAUAAUAAUAGUUCUCACAUUGAUAAUGCCGAUAAAAAUCAAUACCGUCCAAACAAGUAUUUAAGUUCUCAUAGAAGCAGUGUGAGUAACAACGAUAAUUAUCAAGGUAGUAGUUAUAAUAACAAUAACAAUCAACAACAAUAUAAUAAUAACAACAACAAUUAUAAUAACUACAAUAAUAAUAAUAAUAGCAACAGCAGUAAUAUUAGUCAACAAUAUCAGAGUAAUGAUAUUUCUUCAAAUCAAAAUAGUAAUACUUAUAGCCAAGAUAUCAAUAGUAGUAAUAAUACAAAUCAAACAUCGAUAGCCAAUGAAACAAAGAUUUCAAUGUCGAGAUCAAGGUCGAGAUCUCAUUCACGUUCAAGACGUUCAAGAAGAUCGAGAUCAAAAUCUCAGUCUCGCUCAAGAUCGAGAUCUCCAAUUCCAACACCACAACAGAGUGUCGAAGCCGAAAUGACAAUCCCCUACGACGAGACAGAUUCUAUCUCAACAAAAGUAAACACCAAUUCGCCAACUAAAGAUUCCGAUGACGAUUGCAAUCCAAUGGUCUCGAGUGAAUUUUCAAUCACCCCAACAAGCGAAAUUGCUGAUAUUACUCACCCAGUGGCUGCAAUUACCGAUUCGAUCCAAGACGAUGAAAAAAUCAGCAAACCAAGCUAUUCCACUGAAGAUAUUGCUGCCAGUCCCUCAUAUUCGACAAGCACUUCCGCUUCAAGUCACAGAAGAUCACUGUCGCCAAUGCAUUCUCCAAAUCCAAAACAUGUUUCUUCGCAAUAUUCGACAAGCACUUCCACUUCUAGAUCACACCAUCCGGUCCCUUCACCCCAAAGUCAGUCUCAAUCUCAAUCUUAUUCAACCAAAGUAAAAGAAGAAAAGAAAUCUUCCAGUCACUCGUCAUCCAUUCAACCAUCAACGAAUCAUCAUUCUCAUAGCCAACAUUCAUCCCACUCUAAUCAGUCUGGUGGUGUACUUGUCAACGAGUCUAUAUCACAGGAUAUUCGUAACACCAAAGAUAAUAUUAUCAAAGAAGUUUUCAUGUUAUUUGAUGAAAUGAAAAAACAUUAUACAAGAGAGUGUUAUGUUCAAACCGAUGUUUUGAAAUCAGAUAUCUACAGCCACCGUAAAGAUACAACCAACAAACAUGAAAAUACUUUAAGAAAAUUUGAAGAGCAGUUAUCUUUUCUUCGUAGAAUCUCUAGUGUCUCUGAAUCGAACCAUUUAAAUUUAAAGGACUUUCAAGGUGCUCAAUCAAGCUUCCAAGUGGAUAUCAAUUUUCUCAAAUCCGAUAUAACCUCAUUGAAAAUGGAAAUGAAAGACUGCAACUCUAAGCUGGAUCACGUUUUGCAAGAGCUCAGAUCAAUCUCUGGUGCCGUCAAGAACUGUGCUUCACAAGACCAAAUCAAUUCUGUAAAUACCGAGCUGAGAAGAGUAGCAGAAGCCAGUCAGAAUGCAUCGAAUGGCUCUGUCAUGAAAAAGCUAUUUCCAAUCGACGCACUCUCAAACAAACUGUUCAAUGUGGAAGCCAAGUUGGAAUCACUCGAAACCUCAAUGACAAAGCAGUUUGACAAUAUGAAGAACGAAAUCCUCACUCAAAAUGCCAUUCAGGGAAUGGUUCAAGAAGAUAAAAAAAGAGCACCAACAAGAAAGAAAUCAGAUAAAUAG